Molecule: messenger RNA, 1116 nt
Organism: Ostertagia ostertagi
Lineage: Eukaryota; Metazoa; Nematoda; Chromadorea; Rhabditida; Trichostrongylidae
Source: the annotation of a GenBank genome assembly
AUGAUGACUAUGUUGCUGUUUCAAGGCAGGCCAUUGAAGGAUAUAUCGUCGGAUUCGAACCACUUGCGAAUGCCGAUAGGAUCCAUCACAUACUGCUGUUUGGGUGUACAGAACCUGCCCAUGCUACUGGUUUUUGGAAAGGUGGUGAAGUUUGUUCCGGAACAACGCACAUACUGUUACGCUUGGGCUAAAAAUGCACCUAGCCUCGAUCUUCCAAAUAACGUGGGCUUCAGCAUCGGCCACGAAAGUGACAACAUUCGUUAUCUUGUAAUGCAAGUACGUGCACUACGCGCAGCCGUUUGCUGGGGAUGUGAAGGAUUUUUCUCUGGUGUCACUCUACAUAUUACUCAAAAGCAACCUCAAAACUUGGCUGCAGUGCUAUUGUUCGUCUCAGGAGAGUCUAUCCCGCCUGGAAAAAGUCAAGUUCAAAUCAAUGUUAGCUGUGAAUAUGGUGGAACAACAGAGAUGCAUCCAUUCGCUUUCCGUACCCACGCCCACGCCAUGGGUCGUGUUAUUUCUGCUUUUUAUAAACAUGAAGGGCAAUGGACUAAAAUAGGAGUAAGGAAUCCUCAGUGGCCUCAGCUCUUUGAAAAGAUAACUACCAGUCCGGUUAUAAGAAAAGGAGAUUUGAUGGCCGCGACAUGUCGAUUCGACUCGCACGACAAGACGAAGCCAGUUGCUAUGGGGUGGGUUCAAGUGAAAUUACUUCCGAAUUCGUCUAUUUUGCGUGGAUGGUGGUUGUUCGAUUACAGUAUUAGACCAAUUUAUCCGUUCGGAGUCGUCGAGAUGGGUGCUAUUACUGAUGUCGACGGUGUAAAACUCGGUCAAGUUGCUGGUUUGACAUUUUCGGAUGGAAACGUCGUGAUAUUCCAUCGUGCUGGAAGAAAUUGGGACCAAAACACUUUCGACCAGUAUAAUGUGCUCCUGGAUAAAACACCUAUAAAUGACGAUGUAAUUGUGAUCGCUGCUUUCAACGAGAAUAAAGCCCACAUGGUGAAAAAACUUGGGAAAAACAAGUUCUAUCUUCCUCAUGGUAUUCAUUUUGGCAAAGACGGAUUCCUGUACACUACGGAUGUUGGCGCACAUACUGUAGCGAAAUGGAAAAUAAAUGGAAAU